AUGGCGACUACGACGACACUGCCGAAUGGCAAUGGCGCGCUCAGCAGCGCACAUGCAGCAGAUGUACACGAGCAAAAGGUCGCAGUCACACCAAAGAGGCGGAAAACGCAGCCAAAGAAGGUCAACGACGAGGGCCUUUUGGCAUCGCUUUGCACGCUAGUUUGUGAGCACCAGAUUGGAAUAUCUGUCAACCUCAUCUCCCUCCUUCUCCUCACGCACAUGUUCUUUCCCCGCGCACGGAGCCGAACCACCAGGUUCCUGCAAAUGUCGUACUACAACCCGGAGACGAACAAGUACGCUUGUGGUACCGAUGACUUGCCGUUUGUCAUACUGUGGACUGUCAUCUUUACCGGCCUCAGAGCCGCGAUAAUGGAAUACCUUCUGGACCCACUUGCCAGACUCGGCGGGAUCAAGACGAAGAAGGGUCUAGACAGGUUCAAGGAACAGGCUUGGUUGAUUGUAUACUGCACUGGAUCGUGGUCAUUGGGCAUGUAUAUUAUUUACCAUUCGGAGUUCUGGUUCAAUCUCCACGGCAUCUGGGAGGGCUGGCCCUUCCGCGAAGUUGACGGCCUGUUUAAGUGGUACUACCUCGUUCAAUGGGGUUUCUGGAUCCAGCAGAUCCUCGUUGUCAACAUUGAGGAGAAGCGCAAGGACUAUGCGCAGAUGUUCACGCAUCACAUCUUUACAGUUGCCCUCCUAUUCCUAUCAUAUGGAUACUAUCACAUGCGCGUUGGAAUUGUCAUCCUGACUAUCAUGGAUUUUGUGGACAUCAUCCUGCCGACGGCCAAGUUGCUCAAGUACAUGGGCUACACUACCGUAUGCGACAUCGCUUUCGGCAUCUUCGUUAUCUCCUGGUUCGUCACUCGCCACAUCUUCUACAUGAUGGUCUGCUGGUCCAUCUACGCCGACGCGCCUGUCGACAUGGCACCAGGCUGUUAUAUCUCAGACUCGUCCGCCAACCAAACCCAAUUCGUCCCCAUGUCCGAUAGCGCAGCAUUCGAAGCCCUCGGCGGAAACAAUAUCUGGGGCAACCUGCUCAAAGCCUACACCGACCGCAACGGGCCCAUCUGCUGGAACCCCAGUUUUCGAUACUACUUCCUCGCCCUCCUCCUAACACUACAAGUGAUCUGCUGUAUAUGGUUCGGGACCAUCGCAAAAAUCGUGUACAAGGUUCUUAGUGGGAGCUCAGCCGACGACGUGCGCUCCGACGACGAAGGCGACGAUGAAGAAAUCGAGGAAGACAACACACGCACAAUCUUCAACGCCGUCACAGUUUGCAGUGAAUCGGGCAUGAGCGCAAUGACCCCGAAAGAAGAAGAGGUUGGUGUCGAUGGUCUGACUUUUGCAAAGAUGAACGCUACGAGUCAACGAAGGCAAGUGAGGAGGGAAAGUUCGAGAGCGAGUGGGAUUAGCAUUCCCGGACAUGGCGACCGGAAGGAGUUAUUAGGACGUAUUGGGUGUGACAAACCCAGUUGA
Molecule: messenger RNA, 1476 nt
Organism: Cucurbitaria berberidis CBS 394.84
Lineage: Eukaryota; Fungi; Ascomycota; Dothideomycetes; Pleosporales; Cucurbitariaceae
Product: longevity assurance proteins LAG1/LAC1
Exons: 4
Coding region: 1-1476 (491 amino acids)
Biological process (GO): ceramide biosynthetic process
Cellular component (GO): membrane
Molecular function (GO): sphingosine N-acyltransferase activity
Source: RefSeq, a predicted model, not a curated record